Didymodactylos carnosus is the source of this 1410-nucleotide messenger RNA. The record is from the annotation of a GenBank genome assembly. NCBI's taxonomy places the organism in Eukaryota, Metazoa, Rotifera, Eurotatoria, Philodinida, Philodinidae.
AUGUAUACCGGAGCCACUUUUCGAAUUAAAAUAAAUGAUGCGAUAACACAACCCAUCGAUUUCGAGUCUGGAGUACGUCAAGGUUGCUCGUUAUCUAGUAUUAUAUAUAUAGCAUGCCUCGAGCCUCUAUUACAUAACAUCAGAAAUAAUCCAAAAAUCCCAGAUAUCAUUCCACCAAGGGCACAGUAUGAAGCUGUACGAAGGAAGGCUUUCCCUUAUGACGGAAUUGAUAGUACAAUAAAAGCAAUAGCAUAUGCUGAUGAUAUUGAUACUAUUGUUUUCAAUAGAGAUGAGGAGGCGGAGACUAUCAAAAUGUUUGGUCUCUACAACAAGGCGUCAGGUGGAAAAACAAAUGUUGAGAAGACUAAUGUUUUUUGGAUUAGUGACUGGCUACCACUACCAGCAUUCAAAGGACAAGUUAAACUUGACUGGUGCCGUUUCUUAGGUGUGCCGAUCGCCAAACGGGGCCAUUUUCCACCUUCUGAAUUAGUUAAACUCAAAAUGUCUUUGAAACAAAACUUGGGGAUGUGGUCGCAAGUUAGCCUUUCUCAUUUGGAGAGAAGUACAAUAUUGAAAGUUUUUUCUCUUAGUUGUAUCGUCUACCGUUUUUCCCUCAUCACAGUCCACUCAACCACUAUUAAUGAACUGCAAAAUAUCGCAAAUGCUUUUGUGUGGCGAGGCAAACACCCCACAAUUAAUUUUAAAACUAUAAUUGGAAAAAAAGUGGAUGGAGGAUUUGCCUUAUUAGAUAUUAAAACAAUGGUAGAAGGGUUUAGAAUCAAAUGUGAUCUACAUCUAAUGUCUAAUACUCCAGCGAAAUCAUUAGCGAUUAUAUCAUAUAGCAGUAGCUUUAAUUUUAUUAUGCUAAAUCCAUUCGGUCUUCUUGCUGUAGCUAAUUUUAUGUUUACCAUAACAUCAAUACCAAUUCAUCAUCAUAACAAACGUGCAGUAACUGCAGAUCAACAGAAAACUGUUCAGUUUGUAAAACAGUUAUUUGAAGAUAUACGAAAAUUUGUACUUAUUGAACGACGUGUACGAGAAGAAAAUGCUGAGUGGGAAAAACUAGACAAAAGUCAAAUAAAUGUUUUAAAAUUACAGAUUAUUAACGAAGUGUCAGGUCUAAGCGAUGACAGUGGUGAUAAACGUAGAAAAUACUCAAAAUCAAUCACUAUGCGUACAUCGUCACCGAGAGCACUUCCACAAUCACCACUUCAUUCUCCGCCGGCGAAACAAUCGUCAAUUCGAAAAAGUGUCGACACCGAUAGUUCACUAAAGAUCAAGGAAAUGACGCCAUUUCUUAAUACUGAUCAAUUAUUAUCAAUACAAGCAAUACCAUUAAAAAUAGCGGCGAACCGAAAACGAUUAGCAGGAGGAGCAACAGGUGUCAUCGAUGAUGUCGAUUGGAUAUGA